Molecule: messenger RNA, 973 nt
Organism: Merops nubicus (carmine bee-eater)
Lineage: Eukaryota; Metazoa; Chordata; Aves; Coraciiformes; Meropidae
Gene: CD276
Product: CD276 molecule
Exons: 6
Source: RefSeq, a predicted model, not a curated record
AUGCUCUGCCUGCUGCUUGCCCUGGGAGUGCUGGCGCUCAGCCUGGCAGGUGCCAUGGACAUCCAGGUCCCAGAUGAGCCCGUGGUGGCUCUUUUUGGGCGAGAUGCCACUCUGCACUGCUCAUUCUCCCCCGAAGCCAACUUCAGCCUCAAUGACCUGACCCUCAUCUGGCACCUGACGGACACCCAGCGCUCAGUCCACAGGUUCUCUGGUGGACAGGACCAGCUGGCAGACCAGGGGAGUGGCUAUGCCAACCGUACAGCUCUCUUCUAUGACCAGCUGGCCCAGGGCAACGUCUCGUUGCUCCUCAGACGUGUGGAGAUCUCAGAUGAGGGCAGCUUCACCUGCUUUGUCCGUGUCCAGGACUACAACAGCGCAGCUGUGACGCUCCAGGUGGCAGCUCCCUACUCCAAGCCCAAUAUGAACCUGGAGCCCAACAAGGACUUGAAGCCAGGAGAUCUGGCAGCCGUGACCUGCCAUGCUUCCCGCGGCUACCCCCAGGCCGAGGCCAACGUCCUCUGGCAGGACAGCCACGGCAGCAACAUCACUGAAAACAUCACCACGUUCCAGGUGGCUAAUGAGGAAGGUCUCUUUGAUGUCAACAGUGUCCUCCAGGUGCUGGUGGAGCCUGGCAGCACCUACUCCUGCCUGGUGCACAACCCAGUGCUGCAGCAGGAGACCAAAGCUUCCGUCACCAUCACGGGCCACCACCUCGCCUUCCCUGCUGUGGCUCUCUGGGUAACGGUGGGACUGGCCAUCUGCGUGGCGGGGCUGCUCGCCAUCCUGCUGUACAUCUGCCAGAAGAAAAUCCGCCAGAGCUCCGAGGAGGAGGAGAACGCAGGGACGGAGGAGCAGGAUGAGGAGGGGGAAGAGCCCAAGACAGCUCUGCAGCCGCUGAGGAGCACGGAGAGCGGAGACAGCGAGUGCGUUUGCCAGACAGUGGUGGGGGACCAUGACCUGCCUCAGGAGCAAG